Messenger RNA from Sphenostylis stenocarpa, 1830 nucleotides. The record is from the annotation of a GenBank genome assembly. Lineage: Eukaryota; Viridiplantae; Streptophyta; Magnoliopsida; Fabales; Fabaceae.
AUGGACCUGAUUCCAAAUUUGGUUACUAAUUUGCUUGUUCUUUCGUUUUCAAUAGCAGUUGAUUCACCGAUGGAAGCCAAUAGGAUUACCAUUCUUGCAAUAAGCAUCUUAGAUAAAUUCCAAAUGGCUUCGUCCACUCUCAUCUGUGACACUCAGCCAUGGAAGGAGUUAGAGGCCCAUGCUGAGGAUGUAAAAAAGACUCACUUGCGCGAUUUAUUGAGCGAUGACGAGAGAUCACGGUCAAUGGUGGUUGAAUUUGAUGGAAUUCAAUUGGACUACUCAAGGCAGCAAGCCACUCUUGAAACAAGGGAAAAACUCUUCAAAUUGGCAGAGGUUGCUUCCCUCAAGGAAAAGAUAAACCGGAUGUACAAUGGGGAGCAUAUAAACAGCACUGAGAAUAGAUCAGUACUUCAUGUAGCUCUUCGCGCUCCAAGAGAUGCUGUUAUACAAAAUGAUGGAAAUAAUGUUGUUCCAGAUGUUUGGAACGUUCUGGACAAGAUAAAGGAGUUCUCUGAGCGGGUCCGCAGUGGAUCUUGGGUUGGAGCUACAGGAAAGGAAUUGAAGGAUGUCGUUGCUGUUGGUAUUGGUGGCAGUUUCUUAGGUCCAUUAUUUGUGCACACAGCUCUUCAAACAGAUCCUGAAGCAAUUGAAUCUGCAAGAGGGCGUCAACUACGCUUUCUUGCAAAUGUUGAUCCAAUUGAUGUUGCUAGAAACAUCACAGGAUUAAAUCCUGAAACUACCCUAGUGGUGAUUGUUUCAAAGACUUUUACGACUGCUGAAACAAUGUUGAAUGCCCGAACACUCAGGGAAUGGAUCUCUUCUGCCCUAGGGUCCUCAGCAGUUGCAAAACAUAUGGUGGCAGUCAGUACCAAUCUCACACUUGUGGAAAAGUUUGGCAUUGAUCCUAAUAAUGCUUUUGCAUUUUGGGACUGGGUUGGUGGCCGAUAUAGUGUCUGCAGUGCUGUUGGAGUAUUGCCUUUAUCCCUACAAUAUGGUUUCUCAGUAAUUGAGAAGUUUUUAAAGGGGGCUUCCAGCAUUGAUCAACAUAUGUAUUCAGAACAAUUUGAAAGAAAUCUACCUGUGCUUUUGGGACUAUUGAGUGUAUGGAAUGUCUCAUUUCUUGGAUAUCCUGCCCGAGCUAUCUUACCGUAUUCUCAAGCACUGGAGAAGUUUGCCCCACACAUUCAACAGGUUAGCAUGGAGAGUAACGGCAAGGGUGUUUCAAUUGAUGGUGUCCCACUACCAUUUGAGGCUGGUGAAAUUGAUUUUGGUGAACCAGGAACAAAUGGGCAGCAUAGUUUUUAUCAACUUAUACAUCAGGGACGUGUUAUUCCUUGUGACUUUAUUGGGGUUGUGAAAAGUCAGCAACCUGUUUACUUGAGCGGAGAGGUGGUGAGCAACCAUGAUGAGCUAAUGUCAAACUUUUUUGCACAACCAGAUGCACUUGCCUAUGGGAAGACAUCCGAGCAGUUGCAGAAGGAGAAUGUUCCUCCACAUCUUGUGCCACACAAGACAUUCUCUGGGAAUCGACCUUCUCUCAGCCUUCUGCUUCCAUCAUUGAAUGCUUAUAACAUUGGACAGUUGUUGGCAAUCUAUGAACAUAGAAUUGCUGUAGAAGGUUUUAUUUGGGGCAUUAAUUCUUUUGACCAGUGGGGAGUGGAGCUUGGGAAGUCAUUAGCCACUCAAGUGAGAAAGCAACUUAAUGCAUCUCGCACAAAAGGAGAACCAGUUCAAGGUUUUAAUUUCAGUACUACUGCUAUGUUGACAAGAUACCUUCAGGCAAGUGCAGAUGUACCAGCUGAUCUUCCAACACGUUUACCUCAGAUAUAA